Chiloscyllium plagiosum (whitespotted bambooshark) is the source of this 2451-nucleotide messenger RNA. The record is from RefSeq and is a predicted model, not a curated record. NCBI's taxonomy places the organism in Eukaryota, Metazoa, Chordata, Chondrichthyes, Orectolobiformes, Hemiscylliidae.
ACUUGCUUCCAUGGUACCAUACUUUUUCAGUUGUACAGUGUUUACAUGGGAAUCGCUGUUUUUCCAAUAUGGGGAAAUGCCCCUUUAAGUGUUGCACCGAGAGAGAUGGAGUUGGCGCUAUCUCUUUAACUGGUCGCAGAUUGUGGAUGUGGGCAGAGAUUGUUGGGUAUUCAAGAGGAAAAGAGACUAGCUUCUAAUUGCCUUUGGUGAUAACACCGUUACAUUCCGCGAUCUGUAGAGCCCAGAAGAGAACCUCAGGCUUCCACAUCAACCAGCUCCAACAUGGCUAGGAGCCAAGCUCUCAGCUCUGUACUGACAGCCCUGCAGCACGGACAGGUCUCCCCUUAAAUGAAGCGACAUCCCUGCAGUCCCUAAGUUUAGGGAAAUAAAAUGGAAUUGAUCACGUUAAAAUUCACAGCUCUGCUGUUACUGUGCGCGCAGCACCAGAAGUUUAUACGGGCAAUUACUGACCUUGGGGAUUAUAUAACCACUGAUAUAGAAAUUUCCUGGUUACCUAACCUGGAUGACUUAAUGAAAGGAUAUGCUCGGAACUUUCGACCAGGAAUAGGAGGUCCUCCUUUGAACGUAGCUUUGGCUAUAGAAGUUGCCAGCAUUGACCAUAUAUCAGAAGCUAAUAUGGAGUACACAAUGACAGUUUUCCUUCGUCAGAUCUGGAAAGACGAGCGGCUGUCAUAUAACCACACCAACAAGACCCUGGGCUUGGACAGCCGCUUUGUGGAUAAACUGUGGUUACCAGAUACAUACAUCGUGAAUGCAAAGUCAGCCUGGUUUCAUGAUGUUACAGUAGAAAACAAACUCAUCAGGCUUCAACCAAAUGGAGUCAUAUUAUACAGCAUCAGAAUUACUUCCACAAUUUCUUGUGAUAUGGAUCUCACCAAGUACCCAAUGGAUGAGCAGGAAUGCAUGCUGGAUCUGGAAAGUUAUGGCUAUUCAGCAGAUGAUAUUGUCUAUAACUGGUCAGACAAUCAGGACCAGAUCCAUGGACUGGACCAAAUUCAGUUGGCUCAGUUUACAAUAACCAACUAUUACUUUGUCACAGAAAUGACAAAUUUCAAAUCAGGUCAAUUUCCACGGUUAAGUCUUCAUUUCCAGUUACGGAGGAAUAGGGGGGUUUAUAUCAUUCAGUCGUACAUGCCUUCUAUCUUGUUGGUGGCAAUGUCUUGGGUAUCGUUCUGGAUCAGUCAGUCUGCAGUACCUGCACGUGUUUCCUUAGGUAUUACAACAGUGUUGACCAUGACAACAUUGAUGAUCAGUGCAAGGAAAUCCCUCCCCAGAGCAUCUGCCAUCAAAGCACUGGACGUAUAUUUCUGGAUCUGUUAUGUCUUUGUUUUUGCUGCUCUUGUUGAAUAUGCCUUUGCACAUUUUAAUGCAGACUACAUGAGAAAGCAACGUGCAAAAAUUAAGGCCAAUAAAUCAUGUGUGGAGGCAAUUAAGAGAAAUGGAAAGGAUGCGAUAGUUCUGUUCUCCUUGUCAGCGGCUGGGGUGAACCAGGAAUUGCUCAUGUCCAACAGACUGCACCGGGCUCAUAGGAUUCUUCAUGGAGAUGAAAUUAAAAAUGGAAAGACAAGGGCAAAUAAACACAACUCAAAGUCCAGCAAUAAACUUACUCUGAAGUCUGUAUUCAAACCUAUUGAUUCCGACACCAUUGACAUUUAUGCAAGGGCCGUCUUUCCAGCUGCUUUUGCGGCUGUCAAUGUUAUUUACUGGGUUGCAUACACCAUGUAAACUGGCCCCAGCAUCAUAUUGUUCAGGAAGCAGUUACAUGUAUAUGAACAUAGAACAUACACAUGAUGCCAAAUAUCCAGAGCCUUUGAUCUGAAUCCUUUGACAUGUCAAGGAAGCAUUUGAUAAAUGUAUAUAAAUAGUAAAUAAUGAAAUGUGAUUACUGUGACAUGAUGAGAUUUCUGUCUGCCAUUAUCCCUUGUUUAUCAGUCUUUUGCCCUGGUAAUCUUGACAUCUUAAAAAUGAAUUAAAUCAGCAAAUCAUUAAUUUGAAGAUGCAAUAACCUGUACUUUGGAAAUGAUAAAGUUCAUUUAAUUUAACAGUGUUGGACCGUUUUUAUAUAUUUUCUCUAUAUCCUUAAAAUUAUCUAGAAUUUUAUCAAUUUUUUUCUCCACUUUGAGACAAUCAUGUGUUAGGUUCAAAUGGUCUCUAAUCUAGUAUAAACUCUGCAUUAUUUUUCUGUCGAAUCAAGGCUCUGGCAAAUAAUAUUUUUUAAUCCAUUUUUUAUCUCUUUAUUGUUAAUGUUUGAAAAUGCCAUAGCGAAGAAUUUUGUUCUUCAUAAAGUUGUAAUUGUGAGCACUCCCAAUUUGAUACAAUACUCCUUCAGAAUAGGAGCAGUGAUAGGCUAUUCAAUCCUUGAUCCGCCACCAUUCUCCAUCAUAGCUAAUCAUUUAUCUCAGCGUUACAUUCCCACAUUAACCCGAUAUC